Messenger RNA from Syngnathoides biaculeatus (alligator pipefish), 4618 nucleotides. RefSeq names its product family with sequence similarity 53 member C (gene fam53c). Gene Ontology annotation, biological process: protein import into nucleus. Gene Ontology annotation, cellular component: nucleus. The record is from RefSeq and is a predicted model, not a curated record. Lineage: Eukaryota; Metazoa; Chordata; Actinopteri; Syngnathiformes; Syngnathidae. Bases 662 to 1927 code for a protein of 421 amino acids. The transcript is spliced from 5 exons.
UUCUCCACCCUCCGGCUUUCAUGUUCAACCGAAUAUACGCAGACUCGCACCCGGAGAGAACGCAAAUCCCGAAUAUUCUUCACGCGUACAACCGCAGAAGUAUCCGACGGGGGAACGGCAACAUCCCCGUCGGAUAUUUACAGUUGCUGCUGCUGCUGCUGCUGCUAGCUCGAUGCGGGGCUCGCGGCUGGGUUAGCGGCGGGUUCAGCUGCAUUGCUAGCCCCGCAGUGCAGCGGCCGGCCGGCCGGGGCGUGUUUCGCACCCAGGCCGGGAACAAAUACAACCUCGUCGGCUUGUUUUCCAAGAGCUUCGCGGGUGGAAUGCAGGUUCCUGAGACCGCCAAAAGACAAAAACCCGGCCAUGUUGUCCUCGUGAGAGCAGGUGGGGCUACCUGGCCCGAAGGUGCAAGGAGGAGGAGCCUGCAGCUCUUAGCCCCUCCCCUUUGCUGAGACAAGAGACGCACAAGCAGGUGUGUCCAACCCCUCCCUCUUCUUCUUCUCCUCCUCCCCCGCUCCCCUCCUCCUCCGCCACCAUGACGUGGUCACCUUGCUGGUGGAGAACGUGAAGAAGUCUGGAAGGCAACCCUGCUCAGCCGGGGGACUCGGAGCUGUCCCUGCUGGACCCGAAAACCCUCGCAGAGUGCUGGUCCCCAGAUGGCUUGAUGCCUGAGAGCAGCUACUGGCAGCUCUGCCCUCCCUCGAAGUCCAGCCUGCAGGGGGGGUUGCUGAGCUCUAGUUUCCCUCCCGGCCCCGUUCCCCUCGUGCCGCCCGAUGCCCAACUUCAGGAGGGGGGCGACCCCCUGGACAGGCCCCCCUCUCAGCCGCAGCAGCACCGGCCCCUGGCGCCCAGCACCUCGGCGUCCGAGCUGUCCCUCCCCGGGGCCGCGGCGCCUCCCGGCCCCGCCCCGCCUCCCCCUCCUCCCCCGCCGCCCAAACGGCACUGUCGCUCUCUGUCGGUCCCGGAGGAUUUGUCGCGCUGCCGCUACACGUGGCGGCCGAGCGCCUCGCGGGUUUGGACUCCCGUCAGUCGCCAGCAGCGCCACGGGGGAGCUGGCGCUGCUGGGGUCGCGGGCGUGGCGGCGGGGGGCGGCGCCUGUCCGCUUCGCGCCCCGAGCUCCUCCCUGAACUCGUCCCUGCACUCCUCAUCCAGCCCCACCUUCUUCAGUCUGGCACUUUCUCCCGACUCACCGCUGCCCUGGAACUUCCCCUGGGACCCCAGCGAGGCGGCAGCGGGGGGCGGCGCCUGUUGUUGUUUCUUCCCCUCGCCGUCCUCGUGCUCCUCUUCACCCUCCCCGCUCCACCCUCCGCCGCCUCCCCAGCGCCGUUUCUCCCUCUCUCCCGUCCUCAUCAGAGACUCGGCGGCCGCAGCCUUCCUGCCCCCGCCUCCCGUUCCCAGCCAAGCGGCCGCCCCUCCGCCGGGCUGCUGCGCGGCCGGCGGCGCGGGGGCCCCGGUGCCCGCCUCGCCCUCCUCGGCGUGCAGCACGCCUUCGUCCCUGCGUCGCAGCCUGCCUCCGCAGCUACCGCGGUGCCACUCGCAGCCCUGUGACCUGCUGCUGCUCAAGCCGGGCUUGAAGAGGCGGCGCGACCCCGACCGCCCCUGCGCCCGCCCCGUCCUCGACUUCACCAAGAUGACUCAGACCCGCAGCAUCGACCCGCAGUAUUUGGAGCGUGGCGGCAGGCUGGCCUGCGGCGGCGACCUCUUCAUCGGCAUGGAGACGUUCAUGGGCGACUUCCGGGGCUCCUGCUCGCCGGCCGAAUGUCUGGGCAGGUCCAGCAUCGGCCCGCUGAGCGAGAGCGACGAGGAGUGCCGCGAGGACGACGACGGCGAGGAGGACGAGGACGCCGAGGAUCGCGAGGCGGCGCAGCAGCAGGCCGUCUUCGAGAGGGAUUGUACAGAACUGGACUUGAAUUUAAUCGAAGAAAACUGAUGGGUUUGUAAAUGGAAGGCCGACCUUGUUUUUUUUUUUUUGUAUUUUAUUUUAUUUUUAGAUCAGAUUGAUUUGUUUUUAAAAUUAGAACAGUCCCGACUCUCACCCCCCUCCCCACCGUGCAGCCACCCAGCGAGGCUCUCAGGAACACCUCCCAUUGGACGAGCUGGAGUAAGUCUCAGCGGAUCGAGCGCGACGGUGAUGAUGUGACUACUUCCUGGGAAGACUCGUCCCCCUGCUGUCGGAAAACCUUCAAAGCGAGGAUGAGCCGGUCGCCGGCGGUCCGUCGCCGCGUCUUCCGCAGCUGCCGAGUCCCCCGACAGGGCGCUCGCUUGACGCGCCGCGAGGUCCACCUGAAACAUCGCCAGGUCCGCUAUCUCGCGUGCUACAAACCGCCGGAUCGGCCGUCCAGUCUUCCUCGAGGCUCAGGUUAGACAAAUUAGAGCAAACUCGCUUAAUUGCUGCAUUCAAACCUGCUUACAAGUAAGAAAUCUCACAAGGCGCUUAACUUGGUGUCCCGUCUGGAAAUUAUAUUAAUAUUACUGCAAAUCACUACGAUAAUUUGAACAUCACCCCUUACUUUGCCCAAGUGCAGGUGUGUGACCGUGUGUGACAACAGAACUGCACUUGGCCAGUGAUUCUUCCACAUCAUCAAGUCUUCAUAAACCACUUCAAAAUGCUAGAUGGUCGAUUUAUGACAAGCAGUCGAAUACUUUUCAAACUUUUGAGGCCAAGUACCACCUAGUAAAUACUGAGCACACCGGGUAUUAACGACGCUUGACUUACGUAGUCGGCCUCAAACCCCUUAAAUGUAAACUGACCGGAAGCCACUGUACGUACAGUUUAAAUGUUAACGCUGCUCUUAAAUACAGAAUGUUAAAAAAAGACUUAAAGCAGGGGUGUCAAACAAAUUGUUGUAGUUAUGACUUCCCUCGGAAGGCCGUUAUGAUUGUGAAAAUCUUUCGCCUUGUCGUAUUCGCACGUGGAAUUUAUCAACUCGUUUUGAAUCAGAAAUCAAGCGUGUCGUUCAUGUUUGGUAACACAAAAAUGCUUGCGGUAUCUCAACUUUAUCAUUUAUGAUAGGGCAAUUUGAAAUUUUGUCACAGAUUAUCACAAAAAUCCUCAAAGUUGAUACACAUGAUUUCCCUUUGCGGGCCACAUAAAAUCAUGCGGCGGACCGGACUUGGCCCCCGGGCCUUGAGUUUGACACCUGUGACUUCAAGAGUAAUUCCUUGAAAAUGUAUUGCAUUCAAAAGUUACAAACGUGCCUGAAAUGAGUUAUAAAAAUGUUUUUAUAAGCAGCUCAGAAAAUUGAUAGGUAAAGGUUUCUUUUAAAAUUGACAAGUGCGGUACGGUGAGUCAACUGGUAAAGCGGUGGCCUCACAGUUCUGAGGACCCGGGUUUGAUCCCGGCCCAACCUGUGUGAAGUUUGCAUGUUCUCCCCGUGCCUACGUGGGUUUUCUCCGGGCACUCCGGUUUCCUCCCACAUCCCAAAAACAUGCAACAUUAAUUGGGCACUAAAUUGCACUAAGGUGUGAUUGUGAGUACGUCUGUUUGCCUCUAUGUGCCCUCCGAUUGGCUGGGAACCAGUUCAGGUGUACCCUGCCUCCUGACAGCUCACAGCUGGGAUAGGCUCCAGCACUCCCCGCGACCCUCGUGAGGAUAAGCGGCAAAGAAAAUGGAUGGCUGGAUGUAUGUGUAUGUCAGUGACGGUGUCUAACGGCACUGCACUUUAUAUGAGUAAAAAGUCUUCAAGUUGUCCGUUUUAUACAAUGCAGCAUCUGAAAUAUGAUAUUAUCCUUAAGCUGUGUCACGCAGUCGAGAUUGCAGCACGUUUGCUCUAAUUGAUCUGAACUGAGCCUCCCAAUAGUUCAUUCAAGGGAGAUUGGAACAUUUUUGCACCACUUAUUAAAAAAAAAAAAAAAUAGUAAUAAUAAUCAUCAGUUGUCCCACGCGGGUGUGGCGAUGCGUUCAGGUGCACCGCAGAGCUGCGUCAGCGUCGUCCCUCCCCAGUAGCCAACUGAAGCUGUCGUGGUCCCGAGUCUUCACAAUUUCCUGUCACCUUCACUGCGUGUGUGCGCGUGUGUGUGUGUGUGUGUGUGUUAAUAAAUUCAUACGAGACUCAUCUGGACAACAACAUUCGACACAAUUUAAGGACAAUCAUAAAAAUGAAUUUUUUGGAAUGUCUUUGAAUGAGUGUAUAAGAGAACCGAAUUUAGGAAUACAUUACUGUUGUGAAUGUGUGGCUUUUGAUUCUAGAUUUUCAUUUUUGGGGAAAGUACUAAAACGUGCACGAUGUUCAACAACACGCAUUCACACACACGCACGCACACACACGUAUAUUAAAAAAGUUUUCCACUUCUCUCCUUUCGGUCAAUGCCCAACGCAAGCCUUAACAAAACAUUGUGUAAAUCCAAAUUUUAAAAAUGGGGGGAACGAAGGAAAAACACGGGAAAAAAAGGAAGCGUGUUUCUCUAUUCCUUCAGUUCAUUUCAGAUUUUUUUUUUUUUUAAAACAUUUUUCAUCGGGCAUAUGAGGUCGUCAACACCAAAAUGAGACGCUUGAGCACGAUGGACAAUGAGCUGUUAUGAACAAGUGAGAAGAGAACACGUCUUUUAUUAUUAUUAUCAUCAUUAUUGUUAUUAUUGUAUGUGUUUAAAAAAAAAGAAAUGACAAAAUGGCAAUUUGAAA